CCAACGCACAGCGACGCGCAGCCCGCGUCCCAACCGAAAAAAAAAUCCCCAAUUCCCCACCCUCCCCAUCCCGUCGGUCGUCGGAGAGUGACAGAGAGAUGGCGUCAGAGACGGAGAUGCAGCCGCUCGCGCCGGCGGGAUACCGUCAUGCGCCGGAGAUGAAGGAGAAGGUGGAGGCGUCCACGGUGGACCUGGAGGCGGGCACCGGGGAGAUGCUGUACCCUGGGAUCUCGCGCGGCGAGAACGCCCUUCGCUGGGGCUUCGUCCGCAAGGUCUACGGCAUCCUCGCCGCCCAGCUACUCCUCACAACCGCCGUCUCCGCCGUCACCGUCCUCCACCCCACCCUCAACGCCACGCUCUCUUCCUCCCCAGGGCUCGCGCUCGCCCUGGCCGUUCUACCAUUCAUCCUGAUGAUCCCGCUGUACCAUUAUCAGCACAAACACCCGCACAAUUUCGUUUUCCUGGGUUUGUUCACUUUGUGCUUGAGCUUCAGCAUUGGUGUGGCUUGUGCUAACACUCAAGGAAGAAUUGUGCUUGAGGCAUUAAUAUUGACAGCUGGCGUGGUUGCUUCUUUGACUGCAUAUGCUUUCUGGGCUUCAAAGAAGGGCAAAGAAUUCGGAUAUCUUGGGCCUAUUCUGUUUUCUGGUCUUACUGUCCUUGUCUUAACAAGCUUUAUCCAGAUUUUCUUUCCAUUGGGACCUGCAUCGGUAGCUUUGUUCGGCGGGCUUGGAGCUUUGGUCUUCUCAGGCUUCAUUCUAUAUGACACCGAGAGCUUGAUAAGGCGCCACACCUACGAUGAGUACAUCUGGGCGUCCGUUGGGCUUUACCUUGACAUUCUCAACCUGUUCCUUACAAUCCUAAACAUGCUCAGGAGCAUGCAAUCUGAUAACUAGUGGUCCAUCUGCAUCAGCCAGACAUUGUAUCAACUUGGUCAAGGUUUCACCUUUAUGGUUGCUUGUUGAGCUGUAAUCUAAAAACCUCUGUGAAAACCUUGUAAUGUACUCUAGCGUCAGAGGAGGAGAUUAAAAUACGGGCAUAUGUAUAGGCGUAGUGUUAGUCUGUCAAGUUAUAUAUUUGAGCAGUCUGUUAUCCAGAGAUCGUGCCAUACUGCUAAUAAUUGUCAACCUUGCGUCGUUUGUGCGUGUUAUUUGUAUCCAUCUUCUAUAGUCA
Phragmites australis (common reed) is the source of this 1170-nucleotide messenger RNA. RefSeq names its product BI1-like protein. Gene Ontology annotation, cellular component: membrane. Bases 99 to 893 code for a protein of 264 amino acids. The record is from RefSeq and is a predicted model, not a curated record. The transcript is spliced from 4 exons. Lineage: Eukaryota; Viridiplantae; Streptophyta; Magnoliopsida; Poales; Poaceae.